This is a messenger RNA of Mercurialis annua (annual mercury), 4983 nucleotides long. RefSeq lists its product as uncharacterized. Lineage: Eukaryota; Viridiplantae; Streptophyta; Magnoliopsida; Malpighiales; Euphorbiaceae. The record is from RefSeq and is a predicted model, not a curated record. The transcript has 4 exons. The coding region runs from base 543 to 4649 and encodes 1368 amino acids.
CUGAUGCCCUUUUGAUGUAUCAGUGGGUGGUGCUCCUCUCUUUUCUUUUCUUCUUUAUUUCCUUUCUUUUCUCUUUCUCCUAACUUCUUCAUUUUCUCUAUCCCCAAAUACAAACUCUUCCAAAAAUAUUAAUAAUUAAGCUUUUUUUAAGGUUUGUUUCACCACUAGCUCUUCCAUUUCUUGAUCUUCUUUAUAUUUUCUUGGUUCUUGAUUCUUGUUUUCUUGCUUGUUUCUUGAUUUCAUGGUCUUUUAGUUUGUUUGUUUUGUUGGCUGUUUAUAGCUUGAUGGAUGAAGAUUCUAGUGGGUGGUGGUUGUCUGAUCUUGAAAAAUAGCUAGCUAAUUCUUUGGGCUGUGGUUGGCUGUGAUGGUGGUGGUGGUGGGGUUGAUUGGAAAGAGAAAUACUACAAAUUAAAUUAUAAGAGAAAAAAUUUAAGUUGUUGUUUUGUUUAUGUUUAUAUGUUGAAGUUAAAGAUAAGGCCCAGCUUUGGAAGUGGAAGCAAUAGAAUUAGUAGUAGUAGUAGAGGCUGUGAGUACUGUUUCAGAUGUUAUCCAUUGAUAAAUCUCCACCUGCAGAUCCCUCAUCUUCUUCCCAAUCUCCUCAGUUCAACUCCACAAAUAGUGAUGAGCCAGCGGUAGAUCUACCUAAGUUCUCCAUCAGAGAUUAUGUAUUUACAGCCCGGAGUAAAGAUAUCAAGAAAAACUGGCCUUUUUCUCUGGAAAAUUUGCAGCUUUGUUUAAAACAUGGCGUGAAGGACGUUUUACCACCGUUUCAGCUUCUUGAUUCAGUAAAGACUCAGUCUUUUAAGAGAUGUACGGUUGACAAGGAAAAAACAAGCAACUCAUUUGAUGAUCCCCAGUUGAAAAUUGAUGAAUCUUGCAUAGAUAUUAUAAGUUCAUGUAGAUCUGGAGAAGAGAAUGAUUUUCCAUCCACAACUACAAGUGUUUCUCAAUCUGAGAUAGAGUCAUCUGAGAAAAAACAAUCUAGCUUGCCAGCUGAGGCUCGCCGGAAAACCACGGUUGCAGUUGAAGCUGCUGGGAACAACAAGACGGAGAGCGUUUCCCGUCCGGUAGGCAAGAAGUGUAGGCUGAUAGUGAAAUUUGGCUGCAACUCGGAUCGAAACUCGGGGGAGGAUAUUGCUUCUAAUUCUACUACUGUAUCAGAAACAAUGGCUUCCAAAGUUUGCCCUGUUUGCAAAACAUUCUCAUCCUCGUCGAACACGACCUUGAAUGCUCAUAUUGAUCAGUGCCUUUCUGUGGAGUCACCACCUAAAUGGGCAGCUGAUGAUUCUAAGCUCACAAGACAUAGGAUUAAGCCGAGGAAGACGAGGUUGAUGGUAGAUAUAUAUUGUACAGCUAAACCAUGCACAUUGGAGGAGCUUGAUCGAAGAAAUGGUACGAGCUGGGCAACGAUUACGAGCUUACCUGCUCGAGAGAAUGAGAGAACUGAGAGUGGUAAUGAAGGGAAAAGGCAAAAGGUGUCGACAAAUCAUCCGGAGGAUGUUGGUGAUGUAGGGCCUGUGUAUAUUGAUGCAAAUGGUACUAAACUUAGGAUUUUAUCCAAGUUUGAUGACCAACCAUCAGGUUCUGAAGUAAGGAGAUCUUUGAAAGAAUAUAAAGAAAUGAAAAAGAAGAAGAAGAAGAAACACCUUGCUCAAAAACAUCAGAAGUAUUUGGAACUUGCUUCUCAAAGCAAGAAAUUUUUCUCUCACAAUACCCUUGGAUCUCAGAAUUCUGGAGGUGAAGACGAACGUCCGGAAGAGGAAAAAAGCUAUGAGAAACAUCUGAUGUCAAAACAGCUCAAAUCCAAUGAUUCGGGAACUUUAAGACCAUGGGUUUGCUCCAAACAAAGAGGUUUUUCUAAGAAGACUGCUAGUCAAGAGGGUCAUCAACCUGUCAGAUGUAAUUGGCAUUUGCCUCGGGAUUUGCUAGUCGAGGAUAGUCGACCAUAUUUGGGCGAUUCUCUUGCAGAGAGAACUCAUGUUAAGAAAUUUACUAAUAUAUCUUCUUCUGGAAACAAUGAGAGGACGGAGAAGUUAAUUCGUAAAAUCCAAAUUAGCGAUAAAAGGGAGCAGUUACCUGGGAAUAAACUAAUGGGAGAUCGCUUCGUGGAAGACCGGACCAGCAAGAAUCCGGAGAGCUCUUCUCCAUCAAUGAAACAAAAUUCCAACCGAUUGGGUAGAUGCGACACUUCAGCAAAUGAUACCGGUAUGUUGAGGCCUUUAAACUCUACAAGGAAUCAUGCAUCUUUGUUGAGGAAGAAGACGAUUUCAGUUCGUGAAGACUCGAUCAAUGGUUCUGGUAUUUCUUGUAUUGCUAGCUCAAAAUCGUCUAGAAGUGCUCAUGCAAUUGUAUCUAAAGCAAUGAAGUUCUCGUCUUUUAGGAGAAACAUUUCUGUCAACAACCAAUCAUCUAGGGAUGAAUCUAUGCCUAUUAAAAUUAAAAAGUGGUCAGCCCUUAAGAAGCCUCGAGUGCGCUCCAUGAAAAAGAGAAAUGAAGAGGUAGUGAAUUGGCAUUCUGAAGUUGACAAACAACAUGAAAUGAUGCUCAAUGAUGCUGAUAGUCGCGUUGAAAGGAACAAAGUGGCUGAAAUGGAUUCUCUCAAGAGAAGCACUGUCCCAGAAACUAGGCAAGCGAGAAGAUUGUCAUGCUUUCGUCAAGAGAAGGAAGGGUCAGCUUUGAGGAGCUCAAAGUCUGCAACUCAAUGUUAUGAUGAUGAAAUCCGAGUAAGUGCAGAUUCCAUUGGAGAUGAUGAUGGUUUUCGAUUGACAACUGAAUGCUUGGACUCUUCUAGAAAACAUACACAUGUCUAUAUGGAUGAGCGUUUUGUGGAACCAUCUUCCAGAAAUUGUGACAAUAGGAGGGCAGCUAGUUUGAUCAAGUCGGUAGAUUCGGAGUUUUACAACCUCAGCAAUUCCUUGAAGGUCCAAUCUAAUUAUCGAGGGUUGCUAUGUGGGAAUGAUGUUCCAGCAGGUCCGUCAGAGUCUGAUUUUAUCAGUGACCAAGAGAUGUUUUCUGCCGAUGAAGUUGGCCAUGAUUUGGCGGGACAAAAUGUUGAAAUUGAGGUGGACUUGGAUGCUGAAACGGGACAAGGAAACUCUUUUCCGGAGGUUGAUCCAAUACCUAUCCCGGGACCACCAGGGUCAUUUUUGCCGAGUCCUAGAGAUAUGGGCUCAGAAGAUUUUCAAGGGAACUCCUCCUUAACCACAAGCCGGGUUCAUUCUUCUCCGGAUCAUCAUGACGUUGUUGAUGGAGAUUCCUCGGAUUCCCCAAUGUCUGCAGCCUCUACCAUAUCCAAUCCCUCGGCAGGUAGAUCUGAAUUCAAAUAUUCAGAACCAUCAUCAUCCUUCGGACCUUAUGCUGUUCAAGACAGUAGAUCAGCAUUUGCUAGUGCCGAGCCUUCACUGCAAAAUGCAGGUUUUGUUCCAGAGUCGAUAGGUGCUGAAAUGGAAAGAACUAGUUUUGAUGGAGACUAUUUGAAACUUGAUAGGAUCUAUAUCGAGAAGGGAUCUGUCAAUUUCAAGAAUGAUAAACCAUGCUGUUGCCAAAGGAAGGAGAGAUUUAAUCACGGCGUUACUUUAAAUUACGAAGAAUCACAACUAUUAAGGCGACGAAGAAUGACUUCAGUACCUGCUAAUGGAAAGCAGACGGAUUUCAACUGCAAUCUGAUGCCUGUCGAAAUGGACGUGAGGUCCGAAUUAGCUCCGCCAAGCAAUUGCCCAAAUUCCGGAUCUGAGAAUUCUCUCCCGGUGAUUAAGCCACUGGCAAGUUCCAUUCUGUUCAAGGAUUCUCCCAAUGGUGUAGGGAGGCUUUUAGCUCGUUCGGAAUCUGAUGCUGCCAGUCCAUCUGCUUCUAAUCCUAUACUCAGGUUGAUGGGGAAGAAUUUGAUGGUUGUUAACAAUGAUGAAGAUGCAUCUGUGCCAUUUGGAGGGAGGACCGUUCAGAGUAACAAUCAGCAAACCUCUAAAUUUCCUGAUUUCUCGAGAAACUCUCCUGAUAAUAUACAGAAUCCGGACUCUCACCCGUUGCAUCACAUGUGCCCCCAACCUCCUGUCGUUUUUGGUCAGAACUCGCAUACAGCAGGAGGUCAAUGCUUUGAUGGUGGACUAUUGUCCAACAGUUAUAGAACCCAAUCUGAUUCUAGGCGGCUACCUGUGCAUGUUCGACUGCCAGCUGGCAUGUUUCAUGACCAGCGGGCAGAUUUUGGUUUUGCAACGGCCAUGGACUGUCAUGAUUAUAAUGUUUCAAGCCGACAUAAUAUGGAGAAAGUGGUAGCUACUCCUGACCGCCGCCAUUUUCAACUUUCAGCUUCCUCCUUAAGUCCGGUUAAAGAAAUCUUCAUCAUCGACAACAUUCCUGAGAGUGAAAACAAUGUGCUCCGCGAUGUUGCCAAAUACAGUGAAAGCAGGAGGGAGAGCUCGCAUCCUUAUACCUGUUAUCAGCCGCAAGAACGUUCUCCGAUGGGUGAAUCGCCAUUUCGUGCUGCCAGCUUUCAUGCAACAACCCCAACUGAGCUAGGGAGCACAUGUCCUAUUAGGUGGAGUAGCAUGUCGGAAAGUUCAAGCGUGUCGCAGCAGAGUCCUUUUACAGCUCCAUCUUCCUCACCUAAUCAUCGAAGAUCUGCGCUACACUAUUCUCCAGGUUUUUCAUAAUGUAUAUGCACCUGGUUUAAAUGGCCAGAUGGAUCCCACAGCAGAAACUAAUACCGGUUUGAUCAAUGACCGGCCGGUGGCAUAAGCUUUAGCAGUUGGGAGAACUCAGAGGGAUGCAUUUGUGAUGUAGUGGAUCAUGUUGAGUCAUAUCUUAAGCAGUUUUAAAGGGUUCUGCUUAGGCAAAUCUCAAACUUUUUUCUUCUUCUAAAGACUAGAUAAUGUAUAAGCAAAAUGUUGGAAUAAUAGUUAACAAAGGAAACUUGGCUGAAACACUAUAUAAAGAAAUUCUCACCUUUGUGUUUUAUUAUCAAUUUUAUGCCAUUUUUCUCUUUAA